GUGCGCUUUCCAGGAUUACCACAGAUUGAUCUUCUUUAAGAUCAAACCAAUACAAGCUUAUAAAUUGUAUGACACGUAAAUUAUUCCGCAUACAUACAACAACAUGCCAGGUUAAGUUGCCCCAACCGUCAUUGCAAUUAUGUGAUGUUAACGACAUGAUUUCUAUGGCCAUAUUAGCAUAUCUGCUGUUAGCCGUUGCGUCCCCACAUCCAUGCUUUGCCGGUUUCAAAUCCCUUUGUGUCUGCCACAUCGUCAAGCAGGUCGCCUAGAACAGCAAUACGUUAGCAAUGAGUCGUUCCCACUACUAGGGACAUUCCUGUUUCCUCGCCAGAGCCUAUUCCUUAAAAGCGAAUGAUCGAGCUGCAGUAAAACUGCCCUCAAGCAUAUCUGCAGCAGAGGUCGUAAACCCGCUUGCUCUGUAACUGCAACAGGCAACCAAAAAGACCAAAGCCCAGGGUAGAGAGAUCGAUGCGAUCCGAAAAUCCGGAAAUGGCUGCGGUAGACGGCGGACGGCAAGUCGUCAUAACUCCGGCCGACCUCAUCGCGAUUAACGAUGGCCGUGGUGUUCGCCGGCGGCUAGCGGGGGGGACCGCCGUCGUAUUCGCCACUGAUCCUGGCGGGGCGGACUUCUCCAUCGGCAACGCCAGCAGCAACGGAGGCGGAGGCGAAGGCAAUGGUUGCGGACCAGGCUCUAGAAAAGGCAGCAAGCAUUACUCCCUGCGGCAGCGUGUCGCUGCGCGCUGCGGGAACGGGCUGGACGUGGCCGCUACAGCCAUUUUCCUGCUACAGCCAGCACUGGCGAUGCUGUUGCCAGGGAUGAGGGGCCUGGGGGCCGUGCCCGGCAGCCCUAUGAAAGCGGCCGCCAUUCUCGGUGCGCUGCUGCUGGCCCGCCGCAUCCUGAUCUUUCGGCGCUGGCGGGACGAGCACAUGCACGUGCCCCGCUUCAUCCUGUGCUUCGUGGUCAUGGUUCUGGAGCUCAGCGUGGAGAAUGGCGUCGUGUGGCUUGUGUCAGCCUGGGACCAGCGCAAGUACGACAAUGUCCCGGGGCUGCAGGACAACGUCGCGAUUUCCGUUCGAGCACUCUCUGCCCUCAGCCCCGCGGUCCGCUGGCUGGCGGCGGCGAGGGCAGCCAACAUUUUACAUUUCCUGGCCGCAUUGCUGAUGCUGGCAUUUUCCGUACUGUGGAAUCAGGUGCCGUACUCUGGAUUUGGAAUCAUGUCACGCGUCGUGCUGACGGUCGCCGCGAGCCGCGUGUUGCGCAUGGCCUGCUUCCUAAGCACCGUGCUGCCUAACCCGCGGCCGGGCUGCUAUCGGCGGAGAUUCCCGCCCGUACCGGAAGGCUUAUGGGACACAAUCAAGCUGGGCUAUACAACCAUCCGAGGUUUUGGUGGCUGCAACGACCUGAUUUUUAGCGGCCACGGCGCCUUCUGGGUGCUGGCGCCCCUGGCCUUCCGCACGUACUACCCUGGCCGUCGUGUGUGUGUUUGGGUGCUGUGGCUGGCGCUGGCACAAGCUUGCGUGAAGGAUGUGGUGGAUGAGCAGCACUACAGUGUGGACAUGCUGCUGGCCGUGGUGGUGACGUGGGCGGUGUGGGACUGGCUAGCCUGGGUGUACCCCGCGGAGGAGUCCGUGCUGCCUCACCGACCCGCCGGGGCCCCCGCCGACAAGAUAAACCCAGCUGUGGUCGCAUGCUUCUGCGGCACCAGCGUCGCCGCAGAGCUGGCAGCCCGUGGCCAACUUCCCCGAGGUCGCAGCCGGGAGGAGAGCGAGCUGCUGCUGCAGCAGACAGCGGAGGCCUUGGAGGCCAAUAUCGAGGUGCGGGACUGUUUUGACAUUCGUCCCGCAGUGGAGGCCGCAGCAGCGGGCGUUUGUCUGAACGCCAAGCAGCUCGAGAGCCUCUGCACCAUCUCUCUCUUUCUGUAUUUGCAUGUGGGCCGUAUGCAGGGUGUGGCGUCCACCCUGGAGUCCGCCUUCGCGGUGAAAGCAGCCGCCACAGCUCCCCCUCACCGCUAUCGGUACCCUAGCCUGGCUGCCCUGGCUGAGGGCAUAGAGGAGGAGGAGCGGACACUGCUGAGGGCCAUACGGGCGUGUAUCAAGUUCGGCUCCGUGUGUGAUGACGCCAGUGAGUCCCUUGCAGCAGUGCGGGCUGAGCGGCAGUCCAACAAGGAGCGGCUGCGGAAGGAGGUGGAGGGCUGGGCCAGGAGCAUGCAGCAGCGGGGGGCGGCGGAGGCGGGGGCGGUGGCCAUCGUGAGGGGGCGGUUCUGUGUGGGGGUCAGGUCUGGUCGGCAGGGUGAGCUCCCCCGCGGCAGUGUCCGUCUGAGCAGCUCCAGCAGUGGGGCCACCGUGUACAUGGAGCCGCAGCCCUGCGUGGACCUCAACAACAUGGAGGCGGUGCUGGGGGAGAGGGAGGAGCAGGAGGUGCAGAAAGUACUGGGAUUGCUGUCUAAGAUGUUGGGCACUCGUGUUCCCCAGUUGCUGAGCCUGCUGGGCAGCGUGACCUCCCUGGACUUGGUGGCGGCCAGGGCGCGACACAGCCGUUGGAUGGGGGCCACUAGACCGGAGUUUGAGGAGUUUGGGCCAGGCGCCUCCCCCCUCCAUGUUCCGGGGGCCCUGCACCCGUUACUGAUGCAGCGGGGCCUACCACCCCUGCCGCAAGCACCUUCGGUGGACGACAACCGCUUCGAUCGGGAUUUCCAGGCGGCACCCGCCUGGGAGCUGCGGAGGGUUGUCGUACCCGAUGGGCCGCGGUCCGGAGAGUUGCCAGAGUACGGCAGUACGACAGCAGUUACGGAUGGCGGUAGCGCUACUGUCAGCGGCAGUAGCAGUCUGCUGCCUCGCCCUCUGGAUCUGCGGGUGCCUCCUGGAAAGGCUGUGGUGGCCAUUACAGGCGGGAAGACAGUCACGCUCAAGGCCGCGGGCCUUAUGGUUCUCAUGGCUCAGGCGGGACUCUUCCUGCCCUACACAGCCGCCAGUGGGAUCUCCACAGCGACCCACGGGUCACCUCCCUGCCCUAGGGCCACCACAUCUGGAUUAACGCCCCGGCCCCGACUGGUGUGGUUCGACCGGGUGCUUGCGGACAUUGGCGAUGCGCAGAGUCUGCAACAAAACCUCUCUACCUUCAGCGGCCACAUCCGCCGCAUACGAGGGAUUCUCGCAACCGCAGGCCCCGGCUCCCUGGUGCUCCUGGACGAGGUGGGCAGCGGUACCGACCCGCUGGAGGGUGCGGCACUGGCCCGGGCUGUGCUGGACAGACUGGCGGGACAGGCUCGUCUGACUCUGGCCACCACCCACCAUGCGGAGUUGAAGCGCGCGGCGGAGGAGGACGGGCGGUACGUCAACGUGAGUAUGGCCUUCGACACCGCCAGCCUGCGACCCACCUACCGGCUGUGCUGGGGGGCAGCCGGGGCCUCGAAUGCGCUCGAUAUCGCGGAGGCGCUGGGCUUUGACAGGCAAGACAGCCACAUAGCGGUGGUGGCGCGCAGUCUUGUACGUCAGUUGGACGAGACACGGCAGGAGCUGGAGGCUCAGCGGGCACUGAGGCAGCGGCUGGAAGCCGCACAGAGCCGGUUGCAGGAGACCGUGUCCGCCGUGCGGGAGAUGGAGCGACAACUCAAGUUGUCCCCGCGAGAAAUUGUCAUGGAGCGGGACACUUUGGCUGCGGAGGUGCAAACAGCGCUGGAUGCCUUCGCAGCGGGGCUGCAGCCACAGGCAUCAGUCGAGGAGGCUCUCAGUCGCAUCGAGGCGCUGAUACCCGAGGAGGUCGCCGCGUACCGGGGACAGGGGUACUCAGGGGGAGGCGACGAGGAGGACAUGUACGAUGACAGGGCGACGCUGCGGCCCGGCGACCCCGUGCACGUCAAGCCGUACGGCGACAUGGGGUCUGCGAAGGUGGUGUCGGUGAAGGGCGACUACGUGACAGUUCGUUUCGAUGCGCUGCCCUUCAGCGCCGGCGCCAGGUCGGGCCGCAGCAGGAAGUUCCACAAACGGGAGGUCCAGCGCGUGGGUCAGGGCAGCGUGGGGCCGCUGCUGGGCACCAGUCCCUGGAUGAGCGAGUACUCCAAUUUGGACACUGACAUCAGGAGGGUGCUGGGGGAGGUGUCGGCGGAGGAGCGGAGGGCGGCGGCGGAGGCUGCCGCCCGACUCCGCUCGCAGCAGCUGGCGGAGGAGGCGGGGCACGCGUCGUACAGUGACCUGUACGAUGCGCUUGAUGUGGAUGACGUGGCGGAUGACCUGGACGCCCAGAUUGACGACCCGGAUUUGGACAGCCUGGUAGACAGCCUUGCAGGCCGCGAGCAGUACGAGGGGGAGGAGCAGGAGCAGAAUCAAGACCCAGAUGGAAUGCGCGGACACGGAUACCCCGGGUACGGCAAGUCAGGUCGCGGUGGUGAUGACGGGGCCAGUCGGUCUCUGCCGCAGGGGGGUGCGUCAGGCAAGAAGCCGUCGGCUGACGGUAGACGCAUGGUUGCUGCCACAGAGCCUCUCAACACCAGGAGCAGCAAGCGCACUAGCAGCAGCGGCGACGGCAAAGCUGAGGGUUUGGCGCCGCCGGUACAGACUGAAGAAAACACCCUGGACGUGGUUGGUGAGGUUCCGGAGCUGGCCGCUGCAGACGUCGACGACCACAUACGCAGUGCGCCGGCCGGCAGCGUCUUCUUUGUCAGACACGGCAUGGGUACGGGUGCCGUGCGAGACGCCGUUCAGUCUCUGCUGGCAAAGCGCCAGGUACCAAAAGGUCGCGUGCAGGAGUGGCGGGAAGCUCCGGAUAGCCGUGGGGAAGUUACGGUCGUGUGGCUGUGAGGCUGGUGGCUGAAGUGGACACGGCGAUCAAUAGGCCAGAUUUUUGGAAGGUAAUGACCGGACUAGACCUCGCUGCGUUUAAGGCGUCCUAUUAUCAUAUUCGACGCCACGCGCGGCUAGUUUCGCUUUCGUUUGCUUCGUCCUUGUGUUCAUGAAGGGUGCGUCCGGAGGCGUCUGUACGUCACCGACAGGUGGGAGCCCACGUGCGCUGGAAAGCGCCUGCAGGAUGUUGUGUUGGUGUAAACAUACAG
Molecule: messenger RNA, 5048 nt
Organism: Volvox carteri f. nagariensis
Lineage: Eukaryota; Viridiplantae; Chlorophyta; Chlorophyceae; Chlamydomonadales; Volvocaceae
Exons: 28
Coding region: 469-4797 (1442 amino acids)
Biological process (GO): mismatch repair
Molecular function (GO): mismatched DNA binding; ATP-dependent DNA damage sensor activity; ATP binding
Source: RefSeq, a predicted model, not a curated record